Molecule: messenger RNA, 2235 nt
Organism: Apaloderma vittatum (bar-tailed trogon)
Lineage: Eukaryota; Metazoa; Chordata; Aves; Trogoniformes; Trogonidae
Gene: PAPOLG
Product: poly(A) polymerase gamma
Exons: 21
Cellular component (GO): nucleus
Molecular function (GO): poly(A) RNA polymerase activity; RNA binding
Source: RefSeq, a predicted model, not a curated record
UACUUCUAGGUCGCAGAACCACCCUCAAAGGCACUAUGGAGUUACUUCUCCAAUUAGUUUGGCUCAUCCAAAGACUAUAGAUGUCAUUCAAACUCAGAAGCUGAUUGAAGCAAUGAAGCCACUUGGGGUGUUCGAAGAUGAGAAAGAACUGAACCACAGAAUUGUUGUUCUUGGAAAACUGAAUAACUUGGUGAAUGAAUGGAUUUCUGAACUUGGUGAGAGCAAGAAUCUUCCCCCUUCAGAAGCAGCAGAUGUUCAUGGCAAAAUAUUUACCUUUGGGUCUUACAGGCUUGGAGUACACACUAAAGGUGCUGACAUAGAUGCUGUUUGUGUUGCUCCAAGACAUGUGGAAAGAUCAGAUUUUUUUCAGUCAUUCUUUGAAAAACUGAAACAGCAGGAGGGAAUAAAAAAUCUAAGAGCAGUUGAAGAUGCAUAUGUACCGCUUGUCAAGUUUGAGUUUGAUGGCAUUGAGACUGAUCUUUUGUUUGCAAGACUGCCUGUGCAGACUAUUUCUGACAAUCUUGAUCUUCGAGAUGACUCACGGCUGAGAAGCCUGGAUAUAAGAUGUAUACGGAGUUUAAAUGGCUGUAGAGUUACUGAUGAAAUACUACAUUUAGUUCCAAAUAGAGAGAACUUCCGGCUCGCGCUCCGUGCAAUUAAACUGUGGGCAAAACGACGUGGCAUUUACUCCAACGUGCUGGGAUUUCUUGGUGGGGUUUCCUGGGCAAUGCUGGUAGCAAGAACAUGUCAACUCUAUCCAAAUGCUUCGGCUUCUACUCUUGUUAACAAGUUCUUCUUGGUUUUUUCAAUAUGGGAAUGGCCAAAUCCUGUAUUGCUGAAAAAACCUGAAGAAAGCAAUCUGAAUUUACCAGUAUGGGACCCUAGGGUGAACCCAUCAGACAGGUACCACUUAAUGCCUGUUAUCACCCCAGCCUACCCACAUCAGAACUCUACAUACAAUGUAUCAAUGUCAACACGAGCCAUAAUGGUAGAAGAGAUCAAACGUGGUCUUGCAGUUACAAAUGAGAUUCUCGAAGGAAAAUCAGACUGGUCAAAGCUCUUUGAACCAUCGAACUUCUUUCAGAAGUAUAAACAUUAUAUUGUGCUGACUGCUAGUGCCUCUACCAAAGAGCAUCACAUAGAAUGGGUUGGCCUUGUGGAAUCUAAAAUUCGUGUGUUGGUUGGAAGCUUGGAGAGGAAUGAAUUUAUAACUAUUGCACACGUAAAGCCACGGUCUUUCCCUGGCAACCAAGAACUCAAUAAACGGAGUGGAUAUGUGUCAAGGUGGUUUCUUGGAAUCGCAUUUAUGAAAGUGGAAAAUACACAAGGUGUAAACAUUGAUUUAACGUAUGUUAUACAGUCUUUCACAGAUGCAGUUUACAGACAGGCUAGCAAUCUCAAUGUGCUAAAGGAAGGUAUGAAGAUUGAGGCAGCUCAUGUGAAGAGGAAGCAACUUCAUUAUUUUUUGCCUGCAGAAGCCUUACAGAAAAGGAAGCGAAGCAUGCCAGAUAGUAGUCAAAAUGCUAGUGGGAUUCAGUGCAAAAAGACUUUCUCAGAUGGAAGCUCUUUGGAUAGUGCCAGAGACACAGACUCCGGAACACCGUGUAGCUCCUCUUCAUUAAAUAAGAUAUCUAAACUGGAAACCUCUCUAGGAGGGAUGGAAAGAAAUGCUGUAUAUCGGAGAUCUACCAGUGCUUACAGUAGAGAGAGGAUAUCUCGUGUAGCUGUGCCGUCAGUGUCUAAGGGACUCUCCGUUCCUGUUACUGAUUCAAAAAUGAAGCCUACAGUCGCAGUAAGAAUAUCAGGACCUCCAGUUGGUUGCACCGUUCCAGAACACAACACAGUUUCUCAGCUCAGACCAGGUUUUGUCCAAGGACAGCAUGAGUUAAGUGGGAAUCUAGUUACGAAUCCUAAGAAUGCUGCACCUAAACGACCUUCUGUACAGACCUCUAAAGGGCGUCAUUCACCUACAUUGGAAGAAGGCCCUAAAACAACAACAGACAGAGAAAAGUUAACGGACCAGAAUUCAGCAUUCAGAGAUGGUGGCAGUCCAGAUGAUGUCAGGAGCAGAUCUACAGAACAUAGUAUCUGUGGAGGAAAAGCCACGCCGAUUCCAGUUAUCAACACAUCAAGAUCACCGGGGCUUUCCACUAAAGAACUACCAGAUUCUUCGUCUCCUGUUCCAGUGAACAGCAUUCGUAUUAUUAAAAGGUCCAUCAAACUUACCCUUAAUGG